This is a messenger RNA of Gossypium raimondii (Peruvian cotton), 1950 nucleotides long. RefSeq names its product BTB/POZ domain-containing protein At2g24240. Gene Ontology annotation, biological process: protein homooligomerization. The record is from RefSeq and is a predicted model, not a curated record. Gene Ontology annotation, molecular function: protein binding. Bases 416 to 1744 code for a protein of 442 amino acids. The transcript has a single exon. NCBI's taxonomy places the organism in Eukaryota, Viridiplantae, Streptophyta, Magnoliopsida, Malvales, Malvaceae.
UAGUUGGUCUGCAUUAACUACAAACCCAUUGUCCGAAUUUCGGACCAAACGUGGAAGAAGACCGAAAAACAUGGAGCAAUCAAUGUAAGAAUGAGAGACAACUCAAAGAAAAAAAAAAAAAAGUCAAUACAUUUUGAAAUCCAGAAUCUCCGAUUUUUCGGUUCUACUUCACCCAAUCCCACGAAAUUCAAAACCCAGUUUUGUAAACCUUGUUUCUCCAAUCCCCAGAUCUCAAAUUUGAUUACAUUUCCCUCUUUCGAUUCAUUUUUGCCAUUAAAGUUGAGUUCUUUUUUUGCUUCAUUGUUAGGCUUCCUGUCUUUAGUUCAUCUUAAAUUUACCUACAGAUUCCCCAAAUUUUGAGGGAAUUUAUCUCAUUUUCCCUUCCAUUGAUUCUCUAUCUUGGAUUCUUCAAAUCAUGGGAAUCCAAAACGACAUAGUAAAGUUCAACGUAGGCGGCAGAAUCUUUCAAACGACGGCUACUACACUUGCAAACGCCAACCGGGAUUCGUUUUUCGGUGCAUUGUUCGACGACAAUUGGGACUUAAAACAACCGAUCAACGGCCGGGAAUUCUUUAUCGAUCGAAACCCAGACUGUUUCGCGGUCCUCCUCGAUCUCCUCCGCACCGGCGAUCUAUACAUCCCUUCCAAUGUCCCCGAACGGCUUCUUUACAAAGAAGCCAUGUUUUACGGUUUAAUAGGCCAUGUUCGUUCGGCUAAGCGUGGACCCUUUGAUGGUAAUAGGUUAAAGCUAUCAAAAUCAGUGACAGGUCGAGCCCCAGGGGAUGGAACCGCCAUCAGAGCCGGUCCAGAUGGUGGCUGCUGUGUGGCUCAUGGUAGCAUGGUCCAUGUUUUUGAUUGGAUGUUGGAAGAACACCCCCCAUUGAAUCUGGAUUACCAGAGAGUCAACGACAUAGGUUGGGUCAACGCUGAGAGUGUCUUGAUCAGUGCUUGUGAAAGGCUAGGGAGAGGAGAUAGUGGGAUGGGGUUGUUCAGUUCAUAUACUGGUGACUUGAGGUACAAGUUUAAUGUUGUUCAUGAUAAUCAAAUCAAGAGCUACACAGCUGGGGCAUUGUGUUUCAGCCCGGAUUAUAAGAUUUUUGCAAGCUGUAAAGGGAGGAGCAAUGAGUAUGGGAUUGGGGUUUGGGACCAAGUCACUGGCAAACAGAUUGAUUUCUUCUAUGAAACACCUGGUUGGUCUCUUGGUGAAGCUGAUAAACUACAAUGGCUAAAUGGAACCACCUGUCUGUUAGUUGCUACUUUGUUUCCCAGGAAAGACAACUGUUACAUCAGUUUGCUUGAUUUCAGACAGAAAUCAACAGUCUGGUCUUGGUCCGACUUUGGUGCUCCUUUAACCGUUGACGAGAAAAGGGCGAGGGAUGCCAUUGCAAUGGAGGACUGUAAUUCUGUAUGUGUUGUGAAUGAGUAUGAGGAUUUGGGGUUCAUUGAUUUGAGGAUCAGUGGGAGAAGUGUGAGGUGGAGCUCAAGGAGUAGGUUGAUGAAAGGGAAAAUGCCAGAUGAGCCUUGCUACCCCAAACUGGCAUUGCAUAAUGGCCAGUUGUUUUCAUCCAUGAAUGAUUCCAUCUCGGUGUUUUGCGGUCCAGAUUGGGUUCUAACAUCUAGGCUUCGAAGGAGCUAUGGUGGUUCGAUUUGUGAUUUUUCGAUAGGGGGUGAUCGGCUCUUUGCACUUCACAGUGAGACUAAUGUGUUUGAUAUUUGGGAAACUCCACCAACGCCGGUUAUAUGAUUGAGGUCAUGGUUUCAUUACAGUAGCACUGUUUUUUUCUCUUAUUUUUUGGAUAUACAGUCAUCUCAUAUGGAGGAUCAACUUAUAGUUAAAACAAAUAUCAUAGGUUAGACAAAAAGUUUUGAAGGGUGAUAUAUAUAUAUAUAUAAAGUUUGUGUCUGUAUAUAGCUUGCUUGCUAUUUCAAAGAAAUGAACUGAUUGCUAAA